AUGCUUCGGCUGCGCGUGCCGAUCAUGGAUCAGCCAUGUCAUGUUCAGAACCUCGCUGACGAGCUGUUGAGCGAGGUCUUAUCUUACCUUCUCGAACCCGCACCCCGAGCCCUAAACGGCAGAUUCAAUGGAAAUGGACAUGCUCCCAGGUCUGGCGAAUACGGCGAAACAUCUGACCUCGAUCGCUUCCGGCUCGUUUGCAAGCGCUUCAUGCGAAUUGGCACCCCUCACCGAUUCCAUCGGUUUACACUGCGGUUUUCUGCUCAUGGCUUCCGGCGACUAGACGAACUGGUGGACAUGCAGUUGGCCUGCUAUGUGAAGACGAUCACAUACAUGGUGCGGCCAUUCUAUCAUGGGAAAGGAUGGGCCCGGUCACUGCGAACACUUGAAUCAGAGAAUCCCGAACUGUCAAGACUACACAGCCGCCGACUACACGAGCAAGCCAACCUCACCUCAACCAACAACGACCAAUACCGCCUGCAACGCGCAAUCGCCGAAUUCACAUCCCUACAAGAAAUCAAGCUCCUAAGACUCCAAGACGAAGCAGACGAGCGCCUCCUCGACUUCAUCCGCGAUAACCCACUAUCCACCAACACAGCAACCACCAUCUCCUUCGACUGGGAAAGCGCCUGCUCACGCGCCAUAACAAACCUAAGCCUAGCCCUCCUCAACACGAAAUGCACCUCCAUCCGCUUCACAGGCCCCCAAAUCAGCCCAGAAGCAACCCUGCAGCUCCUCCGCGCCCCAACAGAAACCCUCGCCAACAUGGGCUCGCGCCUAACAAGCCUAGACAUAAACUUCCACUCAACAAACAUAAUCUCAACAACAACCGACCUCUCCGAAGUCUUCCGUCGCUUCUUCACCGCAGCCAAAAACCUGAUCGCCAUCCACAUAGGCUUCCUCAGUAAAACACCUCUCGAUCUAGACCUGGAACAGAUCUUCCACCACAUCCGCUGGAAAACACUCCGCAAACUAAGCAUUCAAGGCUGGCGACUCGGCGCAGACGAGAUCAUCGCCCUGCUUCGUCGACACAGUGCACAGUUACGCGAGUUCCGUCUGACGGCCGUUUAUCUGAGGCCUGGCGGUGUCUGGCGCGAUGUGCUUGUCGUCCUGCGUGAGGAAAUAAAGCUGCUUGAGCAGCUGGUUCUGAGGGAUAUUGACUAUGCGGCGCAUUUUGACGCUAUCGCUGUUUCCAAUGGUGUCGAGGUCUUUGAUGAUUACCCUGUUCCUGGGGAACCUUCGGUUACGGUUGCGGCUGCGGCGUCUUCGCAGUCGGCUGUUGCUAUGCAGAUCGCGCCUGUUGCUUCUACUGGGGGGAGGCGGUUGUCGUUGAGACGAAAUUCGCUUGAGAGGCUGCGUGCGUUGCCGAGUGUGGAGUUGGGGGAUGACGGUGUCCAUGUGUUGCAUGAGCAGAUUCCUUUUUGGGAGACAUGGGUUCUUUCUGCUCUGCAUGGGUCUAAGAGGAAUGGUCGGUCUCAUUGGAGUGUGUAG
Messenger RNA from Penicillium bovifimosum, 1491 nucleotides. RefSeq names its product F-box domain protein. The transcript has 2 exons. The coding region runs from base 1 to 1491 and encodes 496 amino acids. The record is from RefSeq and is a predicted model, not a curated record. Lineage: Eukaryota; Fungi; Ascomycota; Eurotiomycetes; Eurotiales; Aspergillaceae.